This is a messenger RNA of Styela clava, 3978 nucleotides long. Its product is annotated as WD repeat-containing protein 3-like. Gene Ontology annotation, molecular function: snoRNA binding; protein binding. The record is from RefSeq and is a predicted model, not a curated record. NCBI's taxonomy places the organism in Eukaryota, Metazoa, Chordata, Ascidiacea, Stolidobranchia, Styelidae. Gene Ontology annotation, cellular component: small-subunit processome; Pwp2p-containing subcomplex of 90S preribosome. Gene Ontology annotation, biological process: maturation of SSU-rRNA.
UUUUGGUUUCAGUUGAUAAUUAAAUUAAAAUGGGAUUGUCCAAACAAUAUCUUCGAUAUUUACCAUUUAGUCAAUUUGGUGUGGUUGCAAGCCAAAGGUGCAAUGUUUUGUUUUUAUCUAUGAGGAAUUCCAGUACUCGUUAUGUUGCUGCCGGCUCAUGUGAACACGUAAACAUAUGGGAUGUGAAAACGAAUCGCAAAGUCAUGGUGUUAAAAGGAGAGAAGUAUUCUGUAACCUGUCUUGCAAAAAGUCCAAGCGGACAUCAUUUAGCUGUUGGAUACAGUGACGGAUCUUUGCGAAUUUUCAGUCUUAUGACGUCUGAAGUAAUUGUUACUUACAGUGGUCAUUCUUCUUCUGUUUCAUGUGUUGCGUAUGAUUCUAACGGAAUGCGUUUGGCAUCUGGUUCUAAUGAUUCAGAAAUUAUUGUUUGGGAUUUGGUUAAUGAAUGUGGCUUGUAUAAGCUUAAUGGACACAAGGAGCAAAUAACUGCAUGCUGUUUUGUAAGUAAGCGAAACAUGCUUAUAACUAGUUCAAAAGACACUUUUAUUAAAUGGUGGGAUUUAGAUACUCAACACUGCUUCAAGACCAUGGUUGGACAUAGAGCUGAGGUUUGGGACUUUGUACUUAGCCCUGAUAAUGAGUUUUUAAUCACAGGAAGCUCGGACAGUUCUUUGCGGGUUUGGAAAGUACAAUAUAAUAAUGAAAAUGACAAUUUUGAGCCUGUUGAGAAAAGACAAAAAACUGACUCGGACUCUGAGGAUGAACAUGAAACAACAUCUCAAAGAUAUGGCGUAGUCUGCACAAAAUUUGGAUCAUUUCUACGUGAAGAAACUGAUCGAGUAGUAUCUUUAUGUUUAAGUCCUGACGGUAAGCUUAUUGUAUGUCAUGGUAACAAUAAAACAAUUGAACUGUUCAAAGUCAGGUCUGAAGAUGAAAUCAAGACUCAUAUGAAGAAAAAAAUUAAAAAGUUGAAAAAGAAAGACUCUGAUAACAAAGAUGAGGAAACAGCAAUUCCAAAUAUUGAAGCAUCGGAUAAAUUUGUUCAUAUCGGAAAGUUCAGAGUUCCUGGUAAAAUGAAAUCAGUUGAUGUGACUAAGAUUGAUGGAGGUGAUGGUUAUCAAAUUGUCACUUUGCUUCACAAUAAUCAGCUCAUUAUUCAAGAAGCCACUGCCAAAUUAAGACUGCCUGAAUUGACUCCAAUUGGAAAAUUAUUUUCUUCUGGUCAUCGGAGUGCAUGCAGAAGCGCGACUUUCAGUUCAGAUGGGUUAGCCGUGUUGACUGCUUCCACAAAUUCCGUAAAAAUGUGGAAUCGUGUGAGUCAACAAUGUAUUCAAACUUCGGAAACUGAUCAUGCUACUGUAUGUAAAUUUGUUCCCGGGGAUAAGCAAUUUCUAGUUGGAACGAUGAACGGAAAAUUGGAAAUACAUGAUGUCCCAUCAGGAAGAUGUGUCGAAAAAAUAACUGCUCAUCCGAAUGUGAUUAACGAUGUAGCACUUUUUGCGGACAAACGUGGAUUUGCGACGUGCAGCAAAGAUCAGUCGGUUAAAUUUUGGGAUUUUGAUCUUAUUUUAGAUGAAGACUUUUCGAGCAGUACAAAACGUUUGACUGCGACACAUUCUCGCACUUUGCAACUAGAUGAAGAGGUAAAUGUUGUGGAAUUUUCACAAAACAGAAAACUAAUUGCAUGUGCAUUAUUGAACUGUUCAGUAAAAGUGUUUUACGUCGACAGCUUGAAGUUUUUUCUUUCUUUGUACGGUCAUUCGUUACCAGUAACCUGCAUGAGCAUAACUAGUGACAGUUCACUGAUUGCCACUGGAUCCUCCGAUAAAAAUAUAAAGUUCUGGGGUCUCGAUUUUGGGGAUUGUCACAAAUCUAUUUUUGCUCAUGAUGAUAAUAUCACAUCCAUGGAGUUUGUGCCAGACACUCAUCUUCUUUUCACAGCCGGUAAAGACGGAAGUAUAAAACAAUGGGAUGGUGAUAAAUUCAUACACAUUCAGACUUUGCAAGGACAUCAUGGGCCGGUAUGGUGCAUUACUUCUGACCCACAAGGUGACUAUAUAGCAUCUUGUGGUGCGGAUGUUUCUUUGAGACUUUGGACACGUUCAAGUGAAAUCGUGAUUCCGGAUGAAGAACAUGAAAGAGAGAGAGAGGAAGAGGAUGAAAAAAGAUUGGUUAAGAAUCUUAGUGUAACGGGACGUACAGAAGAAGGAGUCGACGAGGCUACAAGAGCAAGCAAACCAACAAUAAAAACAAUUCAAGGAGCUGAACAAAUUAUGGAAGCAAUUGAGUUACAUCGGGAGGAGAAAGAAAAAGGUUCGCAAAUUGCCCCCGAUAUGACAUCAACAGCACAAAUACAUCCUACAUUGUUAGCAUAUGGUAAUAUAUCAUCGGAAAAAUAUGUCCUACAAAUUUUGAAAAAAAUAAAAUCUGCGGAUUUAGAAGAAUCUCUUCUCGUUUUACCAUUUUCAUAUGUUCCAGAUUUCCUCAAGCUUCUAAACGAGUUUGUUUCGAAUGGUUGGGAAGUAGAGCUGUCAUGUAGAUGUUUACUAUAUCUAUUAAAAGUACAUCAAGGAGUAAUCUCAUCUAGCGAUGUUCUUGUUCCUGUAUUAGAACAUCUGCAAGAAAAUACGGAAUCGGGAGUCAAAAAACUACAAGAUACCAUCGGAUUCAAUAUGGCUGCCCUUAAUCAUUUAAAAAGACAAAUCGAAGCCAAAAAUGAGAUCAUGUUUUUUGACGACGCUACUGAAAAAUUUUCCCAGAAAACAAAGAAGAAAAAAAAGAAACUCAAUCAUGCAAUUAUAACAAUUUGAUAUUCCUGUGGUGUUACUGUUUCCCUAUUGCCUCAAACAUGAUAUCAUUAUCCUAAUGUAUCAAGAACACACAUUAGAUAUAAAAAUUCGCUGAUGAUAUUUCUAAAUUGUUGGUAUUCAUUGAGGUAUUGGGAGAAGUCUAUAAUACAUCUUGGAAAGUUACAGAGCAUUUUUCAAACACACCAGUUUAUAGAUAAGGCUUAUACGGUGCUAUUAUUAUUUCGUAUUUCACCAGUUUUUUCUGAAUAUUAAUAAUUUAACCAAUUGAAUGUGAUCUUAUUGGGCUAGUUUAUCUGUCUAAUUUUUCCCUGCUUUCUCUCACACAAUUUUUUCUUCCAAACUCUUGUUAUCUGCGCCAGGGCUGGGAAGCUGCUUUGAAAUCAUAACAAAAUCACAAUAUAUAUUCUACCAGGGUUUCGGAGAUAAUUUUACUUGGAGCUAAGAAAUGACUCUUAAGGGCAAAGUUUUUGGUAUGACUAUUAGUAUGAAAAAUUGCCCCUAAUGCAGUUUCGCGGCAGUAGAACACAAAGCCAUGCUUCGAGUCUUAUAAAAUUAAAAAUGUGACAUGAAACCUUAAUUAGUAUUUACAAUUUAACUACUGAAGAAAAAUUUGUAAUACCCUUAGAUUGUAUGAUGUAUUAGAAAAUUAUAAGUGAGAACAAAAUAAUUUGAUUGUUGAAAGCUGGUGCCAUUAAAAUUACUGGCAUUUCAGCCUUCCCAGCCCUGAUCUGUACAUUACCUAUGUGAUGAUUGGUACUACAUAUCGGUAGAAGUUUGUAUUAAGAUUUCUUCUCUGCACCCAAUUUUAAGUGUUGAAUUACAAUUAAUCAUGGUUACUUUUUAUUAAACCAGGAACAGCCACAAUUGAGUAAUUCAUUCUGAAACAUUUUCAAUCUGAAAAACUGGUUAUGUUCAACACGAAAAUUACAUAAACACUAUAAAUUUGUGAAAUUGAAUUUAGAAGUGAAGAAUGUUUUGGGUUCAACGGAUUAAUGUUCUUGUCUUUGCAACAUCAAAAUUUAAACAUUUAUAUUUCGUCUGACCCUCAAAUGUUAAAUGCUCAAGAUGACAAAUUUUUAAAAUCACUCUUAAAUAUUGAAUAACAGCAUCUCUGUCGUGUUUCAUUUGAAAAUAUCAGAAAUAUAAACUUGCAUCAUCGUUUCAUCAG